Molecule: messenger RNA, 4551 nt
Organism: Melanotaenia boesemani (Boeseman's rainbowfish)
Lineage: Eukaryota; Metazoa; Chordata; Actinopteri; Atheriniformes; Melanotaeniidae
Gene: atp7b
Product: ATPase copper transporting beta
Exons: 21
Coding region: 105-4142 (1345 amino acids)
Biological process (GO): copper ion homeostasis; monoatomic cation transport
Cellular component (GO): perinuclear region of cytoplasm; membrane; trans-Golgi network
Molecular function (GO): ATP hydrolysis activity; P-type divalent copper transporter activity; ATP binding
Source: RefSeq, a predicted model, not a curated record
UACACCGGCGCGCGCCCCGCUCCGCUUUCAAUCCGCGGACUUUUGCCCUCCCGACUUUUCAACUUGUAGAGAUAAGCCGAGCGCCGCCACACCGCAGCUUCGACAUGUUUUCGCCCAAGUUACCCAGAAACCCGUCCAAAAAUGAGUCCCAGCCGCCGGAGAAGAUUUGUAUGGUUGAAUGUCGCUGCGAGCCGGACUGCACCUGCAGCAUCAACUCCGCGAGCGGUGGCGCGAGACGCUGCCCGGCCGAACGGAAGGGGCAAGGACAUGUGUCUGAGAAACAAGGUUUUGACAACGUGGCCUACGAGUAUGGAAGCCAGAGUGAGCUCUCCCAUUUAUCCAAACCUCCCUGCAGAGCCAGUUUUAAACUCCUGGGACUCACCUCUGAGCGCCAAGCCAUGGAAAGCACACUCAGCAGCCUGAAGGGAGUUCUUGCUGUCAUUUGGUCUGUACCUGAAAGUUUGGUCCAGGUGGACUAUGAUAGCUCAGCUACAACAACCAAAGAGAUCGCCCUGCAGCUCCAGGCUCUAGGAUGCAGCGUGGAAACAGUAGUGCAGAUCAAAGUGCAAGGCAUGCACUGCCACUCCUGUGUGCAGUCCAUUGAGGGACUGAUCGGAGAGCUAAUGGGGGUUUCGCAUAUUCAAGUGUCUCUUCAAGACAGUGUUGCUGUUAUUGUGUUUCAGCCUCUCCUCGUUACACAACAGGAGCUGAGAAACAAGAUUGAGGACAUGGGGUUUGAUGCCACCUUAUUACCUGAGGAUCCAUCCAGUGGAGACUUAAGCUACUGGCAGAACGAAACGUUGAACAUGACCCUGCAGACUGCAACUGUUUGGAUUGUAGGGAUGACUUGCAUCUCAUGUGUGCAAUCGAUAGAAGGCAGGAUUUCUCAAAUGAGAGGAGUGAAGUCCAUUACAGUGUCCUUGAAAGAGGAAAAGGGAACAAUAAGCUUUGACCCCAGUGUGACGGAGCCGGAGCAGCUUAGGGCAGCCAUCGCGGACAUGGGCUUUGAUGCAUCACUUAAAGAGCCUGUAAAUAGCAUCAAGAGCCAUAACAAGUCUGGACCAGUUGGCUCUGGACUGUCUGAUCAUCCUGACCUACAGACAUCCAGCAGGGCGGGAGUCAGCAAUGGAUCUGGAUCGCAGGGAAACUCUAUAAGCUGUGAUCUAAACCCCCCUGAGAAAGUACAGAAAUGCUUCAUUUGUGUGAUGGGAAUGACCUGCGCCUCCUGUGUAGCCAACAUCGAGAAACACCUGCUCAAAAAGAAGGGAAUUGUCUCUGUGUUGGUGUCGCUCAUGGCUGGAAAGGCAGAGGUGAAGUAUGAUCCAGACCUCCUGGAUGCUGCAGCUGUGACUCAGUUCAUAGAGGACUUAGGUUUCGGUGCCAAGCUGAUAGAGGAUAACGCAGUGACUCAUGGGAAACUGGAUCUCACCAUAACAGGCAUGACAUGCGCAUCAUGCGUGCACAACAUUGAGUCUAAACUCACCACUACCAAAGGGAUCCUUGGAGCUUCAGUUGCCUUGGAAACCGAAAAAGCACAGAUCCAGUUUGACCCUGAGGUUCUCGGAGCGCGAGAUAUAAUCAGGAUCAUUCAGAGCCUUGGGUUCGAUGCCAGUCUGGUGAAGGAGGGGUUCAAAAACAACCUGGAUCACACAGAAGAAAUCCAACAAUGGAAGAAUUCCUUUCUGCUCAGUCUUGUGUUUGGCCUGCCCGUCAUGGGCCUCAUGAUCUACAUGAUGGUGAUGGACAGCCAGCACAAGGAACACGGAGGCUCCAUGCCUGAGGAGCAGAACAUACUGCCGGGUCUAUCCCUCCUCAACCUGGCCUUUUUCCUGCUCUGUACACCUGUGCAGAUCUUCGGAGGUCGGUACUUUUACAUCCAAGCGUAUCGCUCUUUAAAACACCGAACAGCCAACAUGGAUGUUCUGAUUGUGUUGGCCACCUCCAUCGCCUACAUCUACUCUUGCGUGGUCCUGAUCGUUGCCAUGGUAGAGCAUGCCAGCCAGAGCCCUGUUACCUUUUUCGACACUCCACCAAUGCUCUUUGUGUUCAUCGCUCUGGGACGAUGGCUGGAGCACAUCGCCAAAAGCAAAACUUCAGAAGCUUUGGCCAAAUUAAUGUCAUUACAAGCUACAGAUGCCACUGUGGUCACUUUGGGACCUGAUCACUCCGUCAUCAGUGAGGAGCAGGUGGUGGUGGAGCUGGUUCAGCGAGGGGACAUCGUGAAGGUCAGCCCUGGAGGAAAGUUCCCCGUCGACGGGAAAGUGAUUGAGGGCAUCUCCAUGGCAGAUGAGUCCUUGAUUACAGGCGAGCCGAUGCCUGUUAGUAAGAGGGUGGGCAGUCUGGUGAUCGCGGGCUCCAUUAAUGCUCAUGGUGGUCUUCUGGUGGAGGCCACUCACGUCGGUGCUGAAACAACUUUGUCUCAGAUUGUUAAACUGGUGGAGGAAGCCCAAACCUCAAAGGCCCCCAUCCAGCAGUUUGCAGACAGACUCAGUGGCUACUUUGUUCCCUUCAUCGUCCUUGUUUCUCUGCUGACAUUGGUAGCCUGGAUGGCCAUUGGCUUCGUCAACUUUGACAUUGUGAAAGAAAACUUUCCGGGUUACAACCAGAACAUCUCCAAGGCCGAAGUUAUCAUCCGCUUCGCCUUCCAGGCGUCCAUCACUGUUCUGUCCAUCGCCUGCCCCUGCUCUCUGGGGCUGGCGACCCCGACGGCUGUCAUGGUGGGAACAGGGGUUGGAGCUCAGAACGGGAUUCUCAUUAAGGGAGGCGAGCCGCUGGAGAUGGCCCACAAGAUCGGUGUGGUGAUGUUUGAUAAAACCGGUACGAUUACAAACGGUGUGCCGCAGGUGACCCGUGUGCUGGUGUUGUGGGAAAUAGCCCGCAUGCCCCUGAGAAAGAUCCUUGCAGUGGUGGGCACAGCAGAGGCCAGCAGCGAGCACCCGCUGGGCAUAGCAGUGGCCAAACACUGCAAAUAUGAGCUGGGCUCUGAUGUCCUGGGAUACUGUAAGGACUUCCAGGCAGUGCCCGGCUGUGGGAUCAGCUGCAAGGUGUCGAACGUGGAACAUCUCCUGCAGCAGCAGACUGACGACAGCUUCCUGCUUUCUGGCGCCACCACUGAUGAAAGCAGCCUGCUCUCUGAGGGGGACUCCAUUUCUUUAGCUGAGGGAGCAUCUUACUCAGUCCUGAUCGGGAACAGGGAGUGGAUGAGGAGAAAUGGCCACCACAUCAAAGCAGAUGUUGAUGCGGCCAUGUCGAGCCACGAAACAAAAGGGCAGACAGCCAUACUGGUGGCAGUAGAUGGUGUUUUGUGUGCCAUGUUCGCCAUCGCAGACACAGUGAAAGCCGAGUCAGCAUUAGCCGUGCACACACUGAACAGCAUGGGCAUCGAGGUGGUCAUGAUAACAGGAGACAACAGGCGCACAGCCAAAGCCAUAGCAGCACAGGUGGGGAUCAGAAAGGUGUUUGCAGAGGUGCUGCCAUCACACAAAGUGGCAAAAGUUCAGGAGCUGCAGGAGCGAGGCCUGAAAGUGGCCAUGGUGGGAGAUGGCGUCAAUGAUUCGCCUGCCCUCGCCUCUGCUGACGUCGGGAUUGGAAUCGGCACAGGAACUGACGUGGCCAUCGAAGCAGCUGACAUUGUCCUGAUCCGAAACGACCUCCUGGACGUGGUGGCCAGCAUCGAACUGUCGAAGAAAACGGUGCGUCGCAUAAGAAUCAACUUUGUCUUUGCUCUCAUUUACAACCUCCUGGGUAUUCCAGUGGCAGCAGGCGUGUUCAUGCCCGCUGGCCUGGUGCUGCAGCCCUGGAUGGGUUCGGCUGCGAUGGCUGCCUCCUCUGUGUCAGUGGUUCUGUCCUCUCUGCUGCUCAAGAUGUAUAAGAAGACCUCGGCAGAGCUGUACGAGUCUCGUGCGCAAGGCCAAAUGAGGAGCCUUCGCUCAUCUCAGAUCAGCACACAUCUGGGUCUUGACGGAAGACGGCGCAGCCCAGUUCUUCCCACUACAUCUCGGGCACAGUUAGGCCAGAUCCCUGUAUCCACACCCAGCCUCUCCAACCGACCAUCCGCUCCAGGGCCGUCAGACAAAGCAGCUCCGGAGCAGGAUCGGUACUCACUCCUGGAUCAGCAGACUGCUAAUGACCUUAAUGUAUAGUUAAAGGGAAGAGAGGAACCCAGUUUCUACUUGGUUCUCAUGUUUACAAAUUCAGAGAAGCUUUUUAUGCAAAAGUUUUGUAUAUUUAUAUAAAAAUACACAUUUUCUUAUAUUUUGGUGAUACACAUGCUGUAUAUUUAGCUUCUAUGAACUCUAAUCUAUGACUUUCCUUCAUCUAAGUUUUACUGAAGCAUUAUGUGUCCGGUAGCAGGAGCUACUGAAUGAAAUCUUCUAUAUGAAAUCCUUAAAAAAACUGCUUAAAAAUGCACUUUUACAACACCUAGAAUUCAAAGUAAAACUACUGUGCACUUUUUCUGUGUGGAUAAGGCUGUCAGUGGCUGUGUUGAUCUGCGAGGUUAUAAAUAAUGCAUGUGUUGAUAGAGAAAAUAACUUUCUUUGUAAAACUCCA